CACGUCUGUUUAUAAGUACUCAUGUUACGUUUCAUAGGUCGAGUGUCACCGCCUCUUCUCAAUGUCACACAGUUCACCAAGAGUUGGGCAGUGCAGCAACACCUAUUUACCUUCACUUGUGGCGUUAAUCAGGCACAGGGGACCAGGUAACCACAGGGGGCGAGGUGAUGCUUGUGGCGACUCAAGCAAACUUGUCUUACUUCAUUCCAGAGAGAGUCAGUCACAUUAGUCCCCUUGCAGGAGAUCAGUAAAAACACUUGUUCUUGUAGGUCCUUUGCAGCGUCUCAGUUCACAAUGUCGAAGCCAAAAGUAUUAGUGACGAGGGCGGACAUCCCUCAGAAGGCCUUCACCAUGCUGGAGGAGAAGUGUGAGGUGGACGUGUGGAAGAUGCCAUCACCCAUCCCUCGUGAGGAGCUGCUGAAGAGGAUUCCAGGGAAGGAUGCCCUGUACUGCCUACUGACAGAGAAGAUUGACAAGGAGGUGUUGGAUGCUGCAGGACCAAGCUUAAAAGUGAUUGGCACCAUGUCCGUUGGCUAUGACCACCUCAGCAUGGAUGAGAUCAAGAAGCGCAACAUUAUGGUUGGCUUCACCCCUGGCGUGCUCACUGAUGCCACUGCAGAGCUGACGGUCACAUUGCUGCUUGCCACUACACGACGCUUGUUUGAGGCACAUGGUGAAUUGCUCAAUGGUGGAUGGGCUAAGUGCGCCUGGUCUCCACUUUGGAUGACUGGCCAGGGUCUCAAGGGCUCCACUGUGGGAAUAUUUGGCCUGGGCAGGAUAGGUCAGGGUGUGGUGCAGCGCUUGCAAGGCUUCAGUGUCCACAAGUUUAUAUACUCAGGUCGUAAUCCCAGGAAGGAAGGGGAGGAACUCGGGGCUGAGUUUGUCUCCUUUGACGAGUUGCUGCGGCAGUCAGACUUCCUACUGGUGACGUGUGCCCUCAACAAGGAGACGCAGGGAAUAUUUGAUGAAGCAGCUUUUGCCAAAAUGAAGAACACUGCUGUAAUUAUCAACACUUCCCGAGGAGGUGUAAUCAACCAAGAGGCUCUGGUCAAGGCACUGAAGACCAACCAGAUCCGGGCAGCAGGACUGGACGUUAUGACCCCAGAGCCUCUGCCACCUAACCAUGAGCUCACCACCCUCCCCAACUGCACGCUGAUACCACACAUUGGGAGUGCAGAGACAUCAACAAGGGAGGACAUGGCAACUCUCACUGCAGCUAACAUUAUUGCUGGCCUUGAGGGGAAGCCCUUGCCUGCCCGCCUCUGUUGACCAUCCACUACUCUAAGUCUUUGAGGAAGUUUAAGAGGACCUCAUCCCAGUGAUACUUUUAAGGUGAAUUAUAACAUGAGAGUCCUUGAUACUGAGUAUAGCUGUCAAAUCUCCUGCUGGCUCUAGAUGUCAAUGUUUAUGAUCUGAAGCUUUAUUUACAACACAAGACUAGGUCACAAUAAUAUCUGAACAAUAUAGAAAUGAUUUUCAACUAUACCAAGGCAAGUGCACACUGUCAGAAAGGGUCAUAAUAGUCAACAUAGGACAUACAAAAAUAUUCUUUAUUGGCAACAAUGUCAGCAAAACUUAUUACUAAGAGUGUUUUGUCCAUGUUUGUACCAUUAAUCAGACACUGCUAGAAAGAUAAUUUUGACAAAAAUUUUUUACCUGAAGUCAUUUGAAUGAAGGAAUAAAUGUAGUGACAAAUUUGAAGGAGUGAAACAGGCAUGGUGAAGAAUUAAUGAAUUUUGCUGUAAGUCCCUUGGAAUAAUUGUAAAGAGAAUUGGUUGUACAUUAUAGAAUUUUAUACAUAAAGAACAAUUUUCAUAAAUUAUCAUGUUGCCUGAGAGAACUUAAUUAUAUAUUAUGUUAUACCCACAAGAGGUAACACUGCAUCAUUGUUCAGUAAGUAAAUUAUGUAUAUACCAGCAGUCUUUAAUUCCUAGGCCAAUAAACUUAUGAUUUAUGUAUUUCAGGUAUAAUGCAACCCUUACAAGUUUAUUUAUUAUUAUGUACAAACAAAAAGUGCAAGGGAGAGAAGUAAAAUCAUCAAUCUACUUGAAAUAAUAACAACUCAUAAAAUUUAAUUAUCAGGAAUUUUACUGUUAAGAAAAAAAUGAUCUUUCAAAGUGUAAUAUUGUCUCUUAAAGCUAAGUUCUGAUAUAAAGUUUUCACUGUAUUAUAAAAUAUAAGAACAAUAAAAUAUAACAACUAUU
Portunus trituberculatus (swimming crab) is the source of this 2204-nucleotide messenger RNA. RefSeq names its product glyoxylate reductase/hydroxypyruvate reductase-like. Gene Ontology annotation, molecular function: hydroxypyruvate reductase (NADH) activity; NAD binding; glyoxylate reductase (NADPH) activity. NCBI's taxonomy places the organism in Eukaryota, Metazoa, Arthropoda, Malacostraca, Decapoda, Portunidae. Bases 295 to 1269 code for a protein of 324 amino acids. The transcript has 9 exons. Gene Ontology annotation, cellular component: cytosol. The record is from RefSeq and is a predicted model, not a curated record.